AUGAACGAAAAAUCAAAGAAAAAGAAAAAAGUCGUGUCCUCUUCAGAAUCAGAAGAAAAUCCCCAAUUAAACGAUUCUGAAGAAGAUUUAGAAAAUGAAUGUAAAAAUUUACAUAAAACUGGCGGUGAAACUUUUAUUCCACAGAGUGAUGAGCUAAAUAAGAAAGUCUGUACAGUUUUAAAACCACAAUACCAACUUUUGUAUAAUAAUUUUGACUCAUCAGCUGAGUAUUUUCAAGCCUUUACUUCUAGUAAUAAGGAAAAUAUUCCACAGAUUAUGGAAUUAGUAGAAAUAACAGGUGGAGCAAGUCAUGGGAUCGAAAUAGUUCAGUCUUAA
Molecule: messenger RNA, 336 nt
Organism: Psylliodes chrysocephalus
Lineage: Eukaryota; Metazoa; Arthropoda; Insecta; Coleoptera; Chrysomelidae
Source: the annotation of a GenBank genome assembly